Cuculus canorus (common cuckoo) is the source of this 6638-nucleotide messenger RNA. It is a transcript of the gene FZD6, whose product is annotated as frizzled class receptor 6. Gene Ontology annotation, molecular function: Wnt receptor activity; Wnt-protein binding. Bases 397 to 2523 code for a protein of 708 amino acids. Lineage: Eukaryota; Metazoa; Chordata; Aves; Cuculiformes; Cuculidae. Gene Ontology annotation, cellular component: plasma membrane. The transcript is spliced from 6 exons. The record is from RefSeq and is a predicted model, not a curated record. Gene Ontology annotation, biological process: canonical Wnt signaling pathway; non-canonical Wnt signaling pathway.
CGCGGGGGACACCGCAACGCACCGGGAGCGGCUCCUCGGCGGGGUUUGCGGCGGGGACGCGGCGCCGAGCCCAGCCCCGGCCCCCGGGCCGCCUCCCCGGCCGGGUCUCGCCCAGCCCCGCGGGCUCCGCGUCCCAGGGCGGGGCUGGGAACGGGGCGGCGGCCGCGGGCGAGGCGGGAUCAGCCUCCGAAGGGGCCGCCGGGCCGCUUCGGGCGAUCAUCGCUCUGUCCCGUCUUUUUCAGGCCGGAGGAAGAGGGGGUUCGGUAGAAGCGCCGCCGGCCGCGAUGGGGCGAUGCGGGGCGGCCUCGCCCGUGUCCCCAGCGCGGGGGCCCGUCCUCCGUGUCCCGAGGCGGAGCCGCGCCCUGUGACCGCGGGACGCGCUGGGGCCGCGGCGAGAUGGCAGCGCUGGUGCUGGCCGCCACCUGCGGCUUCCUCCUGCCUCUGGUGCGAGGGCACAGCCUCUUCACCUGCGAACCCAUCGCUAUUUCCAGGUGUGCGGGAAUGCCCUACAACAUGACUUUUUUCCCCAACAUCAUGGGGCACUAUGACCAGGACACAGCUGCGCUCCAGAUGGAGCCUUUUCUUACGCUUAUGAAUCUUCACUGUUCACCAGACAUCCACACAUUCCUUUGCAAAGCCUUUGUCCCUGCCUGCCUGGAGCAAGUUCAUGUGAUUCAUCCUUGUCGAAGCGUCUGUGAGAAAGUCUAUUCUGACUGUAAGCAGCUGAUGGACACUUUUGGAAUCGCAUGGCCCGAAGAGCUGGAAUGUACCAGACUGGUCAAUUGUGAUGAGUCUGUUCCUGACGCAGCUGCUGUAACCACUAACAUACAUGGAACUCAGAAGACCCCAGGCCAGGCCCGAAGAGAUUAUGGAUUCUGGUGUCCACGGCACCUACACACUACCAAUGGACAAGGCUACAAGUUUCUAGGAAUUGACCAGUGUGCACCCCCAUGUCCCAAUAUGUACUUCAAAAAUUAUGAAUUGGACGUUGCAAAAAGCUUCAUUGGAAUAGUUUCAAUCUUUUGUCUUUGUGCUACACUUUUCACAUUCUUGACUUUUUUGAUUGAUGUUAAAAGGUUUAGGUACCCAGAGAGGCCGAUUAUAUAUUACUCCGUCUGUUACAGCAUAGUCUCUCUAAUGUACUUUAUUGGAUUUUUACUUGGGAACAGAACUGCUUGUAACGAGGCGGAUGAUAAGUUAGAAAUUGGUGAAACAGUUGUUCUUGGCUCGCAGAACAAAGCCUGUACUUUCCUCUUCAUGGUUUUGUAUUUUUUCACUAUGGCAGGAACUAUAUGGUGGGUGAUUCUUACAAUCACUUGGUUUCUUGCAGCAGGAAGAAAAUGGAGCUGUGAAGCUAUUGCACAAAAGGCCAUGUGGUUCCAUGCGGUUGCGUGGGGAAUACCUGGCUUUCUAACCAUUAUGCUCCUUGCAAUGAACAAAGUUGAAGGGGACAAUAUCAGCGGGGUUUGUUUUGUAGGUCUCUACGAUGUGGAUGCCUCUCUGUACUUUGUGCUUUUGCCGUUGUGCCUUUGUGUGUUUUUUGGCCUCUCUCUUCUUUUAGCUGGUAUUAUUUCUUUAAAUCAUGUGCGGCAAGUCAUACAACACGAUGGCAGAAACCAGGAGAAGCUAAAGAAAUUUAUGAUCCGAAUUGGAGUUUUCAGUGGUUUAUAUUUGGUGCCACUUGUAGCACUUCUUGGAUGUUAUGUCUAUGAACUGGUGAACCGGAAAAUCUGGGAAACGACUUGGGUAUUUGACCACUGUGACCAGUACCAUAUUCCUUGUCCUUAUCAGGCAAAGGCACUAGCAAGACCAGAAAUAUUUUUGUUUCUGAUGAAAUAUUUGCUGACAUUAAUUGUUGGCAUAUCUCCAGUCUUCUGGGUGGGAAGUAAAAAGACCUGUUCUGAAUGGGCCAAUUUCUUCAACAGAAACCGCAAAAGAGAUCCAAUCAGUGAGAGUCGAAGAGUGCUGCAAGAAUCAUGCGAAUUUUUCUUGAGGCACAAUUCCAAAGUUAAACAUAAAAAGAAGCACUACAAAUCGACUUCACACAAAUUGAAAGUCAUUUCCAAGUCAAUGGGGACAAGUACAGGUGGUACAACAAACCAUGGAACUUCUGCAGUAGCAAUCACUAACCAUGAUUACUUAAGCCAAGAAACUGUUGCAGAAAUUAAAACCUCUCCAGAGACAUCUGAGAAAGAGACAGAGGCAGAAAGAACAUCAGCCCAAAGAGUUGAGGAAGGUGAAAACAGUGGAGAUCAAAUGUUAUCUAGUUCUAAACUGACAGUGGACCAGGUGGAAAGAAGAAACAAAGCAGAUAGCACAUGUGAUAUGAGUAGCUUGGCUGAGAGUAUGAAGAGAGUAGGUGAAGGAAGAAUAACUCCUAAAAAUGAUUUUAUGGAAUCUCCAUUGCAAAGCAGCUGUUCCCAAAUACCUAAUGUCUCACAGUCAGCUUCCAUAUCACUACUUGUCUACUCAGCUUCAGGCACCAGAAGAGAAUUAGAUUCAGGAAACAGUUCAAACCCUUAAAACACUGGCAUUUUAUAUGAAUGUUUUCAAUGUAUAAAACUGAUAAAAAUUCUGUGUUACACUGGAAAUAGCUGAUAUUCUGUGCCUUAUUAAAAAACAUGCCUAUUUUGGUUUGCACUUAAAAAAUGUAAAUUUUGUUAUGGGGACAUCUAGCAAUAAUGUACUAUAUUUAUUCAUGUCCAGGAAUAAUGGAAAUUGAAAUUCUGUAGGACAUGGCUGGAAUGGCUAGGAGUAAUUUAAGAAAGAGAUGAGAGAAACAAAUAUUAUUGCCAGCUGUCAAGAGACUAAUUCUGGAUGGAAAUGGUAUGCUGUGUUCUAUAAAGAAUACUUUGUAAUGAACAGCAUUAAAAUAAGGCUUAUAAAGCACUGUUACUUUUCAAAGCAUAAAAGUUACAUCUGCGUCUUUGAUAUUUUUCAAAACUUGUUACACUCUUUUUCUUUGUUUUUUUUUUUUUUGUGUGUGUCUUAAACAGCAGUGUCACUUAAAGGAUACACAACUUUAUAAAUAUUCUCUAAGUUAUGCAUCAUGACCUAUCAAUUAUAGCACUGGUUUAUGGUAGUUUGUACACUGAAUAGGAAAGGGAAACUGGAAUUCAGGAUUUAUUUUGUACAUAAAUGAAUUUUGUAAAUAACUGUGUAAGGUCUCAAUAUUUAGAACUACUGUUUUGUAUGUAUUGUACAAACUUGGUAAAGUUAACAUGCUUCCAUUAGGUGCUCCUAAAGGCAACGGUCCUGUGGUGAUUGGACAAUGUUAUUUAGUUCUGAGUAAAGCAGAUUGUACCUUUAUGUUUAACAUGCACCAUACACUGUGCAUUUAGGGCAAGACUGGUUAGACAUCUGUGCAUCCUGUUACAAGGUUAAUGCCUUAGAUGCAGCGCUGCUUCAGAACAAUACUUCUUGGAGCCCCUGCUGGUGUGGCGUUCCAGUGCAUCAUGCCAAAGAAGAAAACACUUGAGAUCCCUAGUGGUAUCAGGGACAGAAUCUGAAGUAUGCACUUUGGGAUUUUUUUUUUUACUGAGCUGCAGUGAAAGUGUGUGUUUCACAUUAUUUCUAUGCAAGUAACUUAAUUUUUUUUUUUUAAUUCUGCAGAGAAAUAUCUAUAGAAAAUAAACUGCUGAGGUAUUAAUAUACAGGCUUGUUUAAUGAUAUAUUUACUUAAAAGAAGACCUUAAUACUUUUUUACAAAGCUUGAUUUUCUAUAUGCUAAAGCAAUAUGUUUUCUUUAAAUCAAAAAGGCCUUAAUGCAUGUAGCCUUUCUUAUGAUAGGGUAGUUCUCAAGAGCACUUACUACUGAUGUGGAUGAGAAUUUCAUCGUUUCACUCGUAAGAAAUCCUCGUUCCAGUGAAGUCAGUGUCAUUUAUUAAUUGAGGUAAUCUGGAGCCAGGGAUAUGCUGUUUUGUAAACCUAAAUGUCAAUGCAUUUUGUAAGACUGUCCAGCAUCUUGCAUUUGAUUACUAGUAAGAAUAUUUUUCACUAUUUUGAUACUAUUCAGAGAAAUUACUGUUUUGUGAUUGGGCAGAGUUCAUGGUGGAGCUUUGAACAGUCAAGCGAAAUUGCAUGGUACAAAGGUCAUAUAAAUGCUGGAUCAGCAGGAGCUACAGUUCUGGUAAACCAGCGUUAUUUGGUGCCUGUUGUUCUAUGUAUCAUGCAUUAAAAAUGGAAUGUAAAUUCUUUAUAUUAUGACAAUGGUGUUUUAGCAUUUGUAAUUUAUUGUCUUACGCAGGACAUGCUAUUUCUUUUAUAAUUUCCCCAUUUAAAAUAUACAGACUUCUUGCUGCUGGGAAGGACAGUGAGAAAGAUCUGAAAAAUCUCCUGCAAAAAUUAACUAAGUGCCCUUCAUUGUUGUCAUGUUUGUAAAUGGGUAACCUGAUACACAUUUUCUGUAGUUUUAUUAUUAUUACUGUCUCUGUUAGUAAUAAAAUACACUAUUGUAUAGUAGGAGAUUCGGAGUUGAUGUUUCUUAUUAACUAGAUGUAGCAUGUUUGUUGCUGUAGUAAUAUAAUAUUUUUGCAGCUAAGCCACUGUAAUAUACUUUUCUUAGAGCUGUUUGAGGUAAUAAGUACUGCAGUGACUUUAUCUGUCCCGUGUGAGAAACAGACAGAACAAUGCUGGGAAUUGUUCACAUGAACACAGAGAGCUAUGAAAGUGAGAAACCAAACUGGUUCUUUCAUCCUAACACUUAGAGCAUUCUUUCUUUCAUGACCUCUAGUUAAAAGACCUCCUUUCGAUUACAUAGAAUAUUUCCACACUAUGCUCUUGCUCAACUUUCUUAAAAUACUGAUACACAUUUUUAAUUUAUUUAAUAUUAUUCUCAUUUUAGGUAGUUCGAUAGAAGUCAUGCUUUUUGUGCUAAUUUUGAAGUUAAAUCAGUACCAUGGGCUUAAAAAUAGAUACAUUUCCAAAGGACUGUGAAAUACUAACUAAGCGGUAAUCAUAACAUUAAUUGGAAGUGAAAUGCAUCAGUGGUAGAAUGAGACUGUAGCACUUGUGUGUUCCAGUGCUGCUGUACCAGAAAUAACCUACAGACUAUGAAUUCCCAAAGUGACCUUUACAGCUAAAGGGAUCAUGCUCUCUGGAUGCUUUAACCCUGAAAUGCCCAAGCAGUAACUGGGAAGUUAAAUGGCUAUUUGAAUGCCCUCAAAAAGGAUGAGAGGAAAGAAACUGGAAGAAGAGAGGUGCAGAGAUGAGUGAGAGUAUGGAAGACAGCCUUACAGAGAUGGGCUAUAAAGAACAGAAUAAACAGUUUCUUUAACAAAAGGUGUUUGGGUUAUCUGCUUUUGUCUGUUACCUGACCAAAGUUAAACCUGAAAAUAGACAAUUUGUAUUAAAAGGCCUUUCUCAAACUAUAAGAAUAACUACUUCUCCAUCACCUCAAGUCAUUUAAUCGAGACUGGCUGUCUUCUGAAAGAUGCACUGUGAAUUCAACAAUUUCAAAGACUGAUACAGCCAUUUUAGUUUUGGUUUCUGCCUUUUUUUGCAGAAAGCUAAAAUAAAGGAUGCCAGAUGUUCUUUUGCUUCUCUGUUUAUUAAUGGAUCUCUCCCACAAAUCACUUUAAGUUUUUCUAAUCUUUCAAAGGAGAAGAUGAAUUUAACCUACUAAAUCAUAUCUGAUUUGUGAUGUAAUCAGCACCUGAGAUUACCACUACAGUAGUUUUAUGGUGCAUUUUAUGUAUACUCUAUUUUACUGUCCAAUAAAGCUGUGCAAUGUAUUUGGAAAAAAUAGUCCAAGCUUGCAAAGCUAACCUGGGAUAUGGAAAAUACAGGGUUUUAUUUCUAUGUGUAACAUUUGAAGGGUGUUAUUAGCAGAUAGUAAGAAAAAUAUCUGCAGUAUUUAAAAUGUCUUUAAAUCUUUUUGCUUUAUUAAACUUUUUUAAAAAAGACAAGAAGAUGGAGUACUAACAAGCUGAAGCAUCAUACUUUUUUCUUUGUCAGUUUGAUUGAGCUACAGACAGAUGUAGGUCCUUUACAGGAUGCCGAAUAUACUUGGUUUAAAGAGGUCAAAUCUAGCUGAGUUUCAGAAGCAAAAAAAGAAAAAAAAAUAUGAAAAGUUAAAGUUAAUAAAAAUAAGUUUAAUCUUCUACAAAGUGCUGAGAAAUGCAGUAGCUGAAUAGGAGGAGGAAUCAUGUUUCCCUUUGAAGUCUGACCACCCAGUCUCAAUGUGGAAUUUCAGAUCACUGCAUAUCAAAUGGAAAAUGCUACAUCCCUCUCUCAACACUGGCCGCUUGUUGAAUCAGUCUUUGAAGGCAUCUAGCUGCUCUCUGGCUGCCUUCACCGGUAAAGAUCUCUGCCAGUAUUAACCGCUGGUAUUCGCAGCAAUUUAGAUGGCUGGCACCAAAGGUAUUUUAGAGUCUCAUGAGAAUAAAUGUUAUUUCCUCUGCAUUACCUUUUUUUGCACUUAUUCUUUCAAUCUUAUUUUUGUCCCUUAUCAUACUUGCCUACUUUUUUUAAUAGAAUAGAGUUUAACUGUAAUUAAAGAAGUUGGGCAACCUCUACCAUGCUUUUGUGAGCUCUCUGCUUAGUAUCUCUAGAAGCGAGCUCAGUGUAUAUUCCUGAUGUACACCUCUGAAGACUGCUUCUGUGUAUUACCUGGAUUUUACUUUGUGUUAAAAAGCAUU